This is a messenger RNA of Empidonax traillii (willow flycatcher), 716 nucleotides long. Its product is annotated as trypsin I-P1-like. The transcript is spliced from 3 exons. Gene Ontology annotation, molecular function: serine-type endopeptidase activity. Gene Ontology annotation, biological process: proteolysis. The record is from RefSeq and is a predicted model, not a curated record. NCBI's taxonomy places the organism in Eukaryota, Metazoa, Chordata, Aves, Passeriformes, Tyrannidae. Bases 1 to 624 code for a protein of 207 amino acids.
AUGGGAGUGCAACCUACAAGUGCAACCUACACCUUAGGCCAGGUGUUGACCCAUAUCACUUCUUAUCUCCCAGUUGCCUUCCCCACCAUCGCUGAGGACGAUGAUGACAAGAUCGUGGGAGGCUACACCUGUGCAGAGCACUCUGUUCCCUAUCAGGUGUCCCUGAAUUCUGGAUAUCACUUCUGUGGAGGUUCCCUCAUCAGCAGCCAGUGGGUCCUGUCAGCUGCUCACUGCUACAAAUCUCGCAUCCAAGUGCAGCUCGGGAAACAUAACCUGGCCCUGACAGAAUCCACACAGCAGUUUAUUAACUCAGCUAAAGUCAUCCGCCACUCUGGCUACAGCUCCUAUACCCUGGACAAUGACAUCAUGCUCAUCAAGCUUGCCACCCCAGCCCAGCUCAACAAAUCUGUCCAAACAGUUGCUCUGCCGACCAGCUGUGUGGCCACCGGCACCACUUGCCUGAUCUCCGGCUGGGGCAACACACUCAGCAAUGGCAUCUGCAAUGGACAGCUGCAGGGCAUUGUGUCCUGGGGCAUUGGAUGUGCCCGCAAAGGCUACCCCGGAGUUUACACCAAGGUUUGCAAUUACGUCUCCUGGAUCCGAUCCACUAUGUCCGCCAACUGAGACACUCUCACUCCAUGUGACCUGCUUUUUCUCAUCAUCCUUUCCUCUCUUUUGGUUCUGAACAUACAAACAGUAUGAAAAAUAAUAAAGAC